Messenger RNA from Telopea speciosissima, 4625 nucleotides. Its product is annotated as pentatricopeptide repeat-containing protein At4g13650. Gene Ontology annotation, molecular function: protein binding; zinc ion binding; RNA binding. The record is from RefSeq and is a predicted model, not a curated record. Gene Ontology annotation, biological process: RNA modification. The coding region runs from base 324 to 3554 and encodes 1076 amino acids. The transcript is spliced from 7 exons. NCBI's taxonomy places the organism in Eukaryota, Viridiplantae, Streptophyta, Magnoliopsida, Proteales, Proteaceae.
GUUGGGUAAGGGUUGGUUGCACAUUUAAAAAUUGGGGGUUACAUUUCGAUCUCUGUCGAGAUUCCAGAUGGAUUCUUUAGCUAAUGAAACAUGUCAAUUCUUAGCCUUCUCUCAGUUUCUCAGGAAAACAGAACCUGCAGCGGCCAUAAAUCCCACUCAAAACUUAGAACCCUAUUGUUUUCUGAUCCAGAUCCGAAAUUUUCAAGUCCUAUAGCCAAGGACCUUGGUGUAACUAUUUAAACUGACUUUAUAAUUUUGGUUUUUCUUGGUAGUUACUGCAAUUAUUUUAAGUCUUAUACCUCCAUUACAGGAACUCAGGUUUAAUGCUUAUGGUUCCAGCCACUUUUUCCCUACAUGGGUCCUUCUCAAACUCCUGGAUGUCGUCUCUCUUCCCACGAAAAUUCACAGAGCAGACAGCUUUUGCAAAUUUCCGAAAGUUGUUUGUGGCAAAUUUUGGUAGACUCAAUUCGGUUGGUAAUAUCAGUACUGCAAUUUGCCAUGGUUUCGAUAAGUUCUCGGAUGGAGAAAUGGGAGAAGACGUUAGUGGAAAUCUCAGAAAAGAGGGAUUUUAUUUUCUUCAUUCGAUGGAAAUCCAUGGUAUUCCUGCUGAUUUUAAUACCUAUCUUUGGCUUCUGAAGGGAUGUCAGAACUCUGGGUCAUUAACACAUGCUAAGCAGCUACAUGGAAGGAUUUUGAAACUGGGUUUUGAUAGUGAACCCAGUUUGUGUAAUGAACUAAUUGAUAUUUAUUCUGGUUAUGGUGACUUAGAUGACGCUAUUGAGGUGCUUGCUACAUUUUCUCAACGAAGUGUAUAUUCUUGGAAUAGUAUUAUUUCUGGGGCUCUUGCAAGGAAAUCAAAUCGUAGGGUAUUGAGUUUAUUUUCACAGAUGCUAGCGGACCAUGUGAACCCUGAUGAAGGCACUUUUAUCAAUGUUUUAAGGGCAUGUGUUGGUGCCAAUGUUGCUAUCCAUUUUAUUGAACAGAUCCAUGCGAAGAUUAUUCGUAAGGGUUUUGCUACUUAUCCAGUUGUUUGUAACCCCUUGAUUGAUUUGUUUUCAAAGAAUGGAUUUGUAGAUUCAGCUCAAUUUAUCUUUGAAGAAUUAUGUUCAAAGAGUAGUAUCUCUUGGGUAGCUAUGAUCUCUGGUUUUGCUCAAAAUGGCCGUGAAGAAGAAGCUCUCCUCUUCUUCUGCCAAAUGCGGAAAUUAAAUAUUAAACCAACACCUUAUGUGUUCUCAAGUGUCUUAAGUGCCUGCACUAAAAUUGAUUUCUUCAGGCUGGGAGAGCAGCUACAUGCACAAGUUUUCAAGAUGGGGUUCUCUUCUGAAACUUUCGUGUGCAAUGCUCUCAUCACCCUAUAUUGCCGUUGCAUCAACUUGAUAGCUGCUGAGCAGAUUUUCACUGGUAUGAACCAUCGAGAUGGAAUCACCUACAACUCGCUUAUAUCUGGGCUUGCACAACAGGGGAAAAGUGAUAAAGCUUUUCAACUGUUUGGCAUGAUGCAGCUUACAAGCUUGAAACCAGACUGUGUUACCAUUGCAAGUCUCUUGAGUGUCUGUGCCUCUGUUGGGGCUUUUGACAAGGGAAAACAGCUCCACUCCUAUUCUGUAAAGGCAGGGAUUUCUUCUGAUAUAAUUAUUGAAGGUUCUUUGCUUGACUUAUAUGUUAAGUGUUCUGACAUAGCAACGGCCCAUGAAUUUUUCAAUAUAACAGCUAAGGAAAAUGUAGUUCUCUGGAAUGUUAUGCUUGUGGCUUAUGGGCAGUUGGGUCAUCUAAGAGAGUCGUCUGAGAUAUUCUCCCAAAUGCAAGUUGCUGGUAUGAAGCCUAAUCAGUAUACAUAUCCGAGUAUACUUAGAACAUGUACUUCUUUGGGAGCCCUUGAUCUUGGAGAGCAGAUCCAUGCCCAUGUCAUAAAAACUGGCUUUGAGCAUAAUGUAUAUGUCUGCAGUGUGCUUAUUGAUAUGUAUGCUAAACACAAAAAAUUGGUGGUUGCCAGGGAAAUCCUUGAAGGGCUCAUCGAAGAUGAUGUGGUUUCAUGGACAGCCAUGAUUGCAGGGUAUGCACAACAUGAGUUCUAUGUUGAUGCUAUAAGACUUUUCGAAGAAAUGCAAAUUCGAAGGAUUCAAUCAGAUAACAUAGGAUUAUCCAGCGCUCUCAGUGCAUGUGCUGGAAUUCAAGCAUUAAACCUAGGACAACAAAUUCAUGCUCAAUCUUGCAUUUCUGGUUACUCAAUGGAUCUUUCAAUUGGGAAUGCUCUUGUUAGCCUUUAUGCUAGAUGUGGUAGACUACAAGAGGCAUAUUCUGCGUUUGAGACAAUUGAUGUUAAAGAUGAAAUAUCAUGGAAUGGAUUAAUAUCAGGAUUUGCACAGAGUGGCCAUUGUGAAGAUGCUUUACAGGUGUUUGUCCAGAUGAAUCAAGCAGGUUUGGAUGCUAACUUAUUCACUUUUGGUUCCGCAGUUAGCGCUGCUGCUAAUAUUGCCGACAUAAAACCAGGGAAGCAGAUCCAUGCCCGAAUGAUAAAAACUGGUUAUGACUAUGAGAUUGAGGCUGGUAAUGUUUUAAUUACAUUGUAUGCUAAGUGUGGGAACAUUGAUGAUGCCAGGAGGCAGUUUUCUCAAAUGCUUGAGAGAAAUGAAGUAUCAUGGAAUGCCAUGAUCACAGGUUAUUCUCAACAUGGAUGUGGUAGUGAAGCCUUGGAUCUCUUUGAGGAGAUGAAACAACAAGGUUUCUCACCAAACCAUGUUACAUUUGUGGGUGUUCUGUCUGCUUGCAGUCAUGUGGGUUUGGUAAGAGAAGGGCUCAAUUACUUCAAGUCCAUGAAUGAUGAACAUGGUAUAGUUCCAAGACCAGAGCAUUAUGCUUGUGUUGUUGAUAUUCUUGGACGGGCUGGCAUGUUGGAUCAUGCAAGGAAAUUCAUAAAGGAGAUGCCAAUUGAACCAGAUGCAAUGAUCUGGAGGACUCUUCUAAGUGCUUCUGCAGUUCAUAAGAAUACUGAAAUUGGGGAAUUUUCUGCUCAACAUCUUGUGGAAUUGGAGCCACAAGACUCGGCAACAUACGUUCUCCUAUCAAAUAUAUAUGCAGUGGCUAGGAAAUGGGAUCGUAGGGAUCAAACGAGGCAGAUGAUGAAAGAAAGAGGGGUAAAGAAGGAGCCUGGUCGUAGCUGGAUUGAAGCUGAGAACAAUAUUCAUUCAUUUUUUGUUGGUGACCGUUUGCACCCACUAUCCGAUAAGAUAUACGAAUUCUUAGAGGAUCUGAAUGAACGGUUAGCUGAAAUUGGUUAUGUGCAGGACCAUUGUAGUCUUUUGCAUGAUAUUGAGCAAGGGAACAAGGACCCGACUGCUUAUAUUCACAGUGAAAAGCUAGCAGUUUCUUUUGGGCUCAUUAGUUUGUCCCCUGCAAUACCAAUACGUGUAAUUAAGAAUCUUCGUGUUUGUAAUGAUUGCCAUAAUUGGAUGAAGUUUGUCUCUAAGGUUUCUAAUCGGGUUGUUGUGGUGCGAGAUGCAUACCGCUUUCAUCAUUUUGAAGGUGGCAUAUGUUCGUGUAGAGAUUACUGGUGAUUGGGAGGGGCUUAUUAUUUUUCUUCUCUUCGAAGCAUGCUCAAAUCUUCAGCUUUUGCACAGCACUUGUUGUCAUUGCUCAAACGGUUGCAGCAUUGGACAAUAUAUUAUACCACACAGAGAUAGUGGUAUAUUUUGCAUCUAUCAGAAAUUUCUGCUCAUCCAUAAUCCAUUCACCACAGCAGCACCGCAAAAUGCAUUAGCCACUAUUUUAUCGAUUUGUCCCAACUGUAAUAUAGCUCUAUAUCUUCUACCCUAACACAUGGGUUAAGGAGACGAUUGCACCUUCAGAUGAAGCAAGGCUGGAUAUGCAGCUUGAAUGAGCAUGGAGUUUCCACUACCUGCAUGAUCAAGUAUCACCGAUAGUGACUUAUUUUGUCCCAUGAAACACAAACAUUUAAAUCUUGCUCGCUAUCAGUUCUAUGGAUAGAGAGUGAGGGGAAUCUGUUUUCUGUUACUUGGAAUUCAAAGAUCUCUGGGUAUGGACAUUGUGGAAAAACAUAAUCAAAGCCAUGAUCGUAAGCAAUGUCCAUCACGAUCUCGAAUGAAACUAUCCAUGGAAUUGUGUGCCAUAUGAAACAUAGAUCAUCGCCAUUCUUAACCGAGACUGAGGUUAAGCUCCAUCUUAGAACCUUGUGGAGUUAGGAGUAGAGAAUCCCAAGGUUGGCACAUCUCGUUGGGCAUGGAGAAGCAUUGGGAAUGAGACAGCUUAAUAGCUUCUGAGCACCAUGAGAAGAGUUGGAUUUGCGUUAGAUCAGUACACCUAAGCAUACUGAAGAGAAUUCAUAUGGGAGCAGUUUGAAGGGAAUUUGCAAUGAAGACCUUGCAGCAACUGAAGGCCACAUCCUAUUGCAUUGUGGAUCCAAUAAAGUUUGUUCCAGGCUUACAACUUUCAAUUGUAUUGGAGGGAAUUAAGAAAAAAAGAAGAAGGAAGACAGAGUCUUGUGAAAGAGGACGGAAGGGCUCCUGUGAGUGGUAAUGUUGGAGUUCAUUCUUAAAUUCAAGAAUUUUGUCUGUUUACCUGAGUUCUAUACUUUUGAUUCUUUCUAAAUGGAGCUCCUUGGCUUCCAA